CACAGCAACGCCACGGAGAAAAACUGAGUCUAAAAUGUGUCUUUUUUGACAACUUUACAGGCGUAAAUUCAGGUUCUCUGAAAUUCAUUCACGCAUGCGCGCUAGAGCCAGAGAGUUUGUCAACAACAUCGUAGAAGUCGUCAUAGCGCGCCAUAUUGAACGCUAAGCACGAGGAUUUCAGCAAUUUUGAACAUUUGGAAAUGGAAAAAAAUAAUGAAUCACGCUCUAGUGAUCCUGCGUGUGAAAGGUUAAAUGAUCCUUCACCAAAGGCUUAUGUGCGUUGUGUGGUGUGUAAUGCCAAUUCUUGGUAUUUUCCUGAAAGAAAAUUCUUUCGGUUUCCUAAAAAUCCAGAGAGAUCAGCACAAUGGCUUGAAGCAUGUAGAAUUUACUUGAUUGGACGUGACAAGGAAAUAUUAAAGAAGCCACCUUCUCUUUUAUAUCGAAGUCGUCUUUGUUCCGCACAUUUUGAAGACAAUGCAUAUUCCACAACUAAGAAGCAUUUUUUGCAUUCGAGUGCUAAACCAACAAAAUUUGGGUGA
Molecule: messenger RNA, 539 nt
Organism: Stegodyphus dumicola
Lineage: Eukaryota; Metazoa; Arthropoda; Arachnida; Araneae; Eresidae
Molecular function (GO): sequence-specific DNA binding
Source: RefSeq, a predicted model, not a curated record